AUAAACGAUGAAGAAUCCUUCCUAAUGCCAACUCAGCGAAUCCGCAUUGUAUGGGAGGUGUUAAUGAAAACAGAGUAUGAAGAAGAUGCUGGUGCAAAAAGAGGGACAUUACAUUGGUGAGUCAGUUGGUAAGGGAGAGCCAGGUUACUGCGAACGCACCAUACUAUACAAUGAAUGGGCACGACCAGCAUGCUGGUAUAAAACUCAGCCUUUAUUUCUCAUCAAGCGAUAUUUUGGAGAAAAGACUGCAUUUUACUUUACGUGGCUUGGGUUUUACACAACUAUGUUGAUUCCAGCAGCAGUUUUUGGAAUAUUGACAAUGCUCUAUGGCUUUUCCACCAUCAAAACAUCAAAAUCAGUCCAAGAGAUUUGUGAUGAGAAAAUCAGUGGGAACAUUAUUAUGUGCCCACUUUGUAACAAACAUUGUGGUUUUUGGCAUCUGAAAGAUAUGUGUAUUUAUUCUAUGAUCACACAUGCCUUUGACAACCCAGCCACAGUUAGCUUUGCUGUACUUAUGUCUUUCUGGGCUUCCAUAUUUAUUGCAUUAUGGAAAAGAAAACAGGCACAAACUGCAUGGGAGUGGAAUCUCUCAGGUGUUGAACACACUCUUGAAAUAGUUCGACCAGAAUAUGAAGCUAAAGUAUUCACCUACAAACUAAACCCUGUUACAAUGAUGUUUGAACCAUUUUUACCUUCUUGGAGCAAAGUUGGUCGCAUUGUUGGAUCCAGUUCAAUUGUAUUUCUUUUGCUGCUCGCCGUUAUGGGAGCUGUUUUUGGUGUGAUUGUAUAUCGCAUAAUCAUUGUAACAUUGAUGAUUUCCAGUGAAACUAUCUUUUGGAGAAAUAAUGCCAAAAUUGUUACAUCAUUUACAGCUUCUCUUCUGAAUUUAGUUUUUAUUGUCAUCAUGGAUAUGGUUUAUCGCAAACUUGCUGUCAGGUUGACUGAAAUGGGUUUAACCACUAAAGGUUCUCUUCAGUGUCUUAUGCUAUAG
Limulus polyphemus (Atlantic horseshoe crab) is the source of this 991-nucleotide messenger RNA. RefSeq names its product anoctamin-4-like. The transcript is spliced from 12 exons. The coding region runs from base 77 to 991 and encodes 304 amino acids. Lineage: Eukaryota; Metazoa; Arthropoda; Merostomata; Xiphosura; Limulidae. Gene Ontology annotation, biological process: chloride transmembrane transport. Gene Ontology annotation, cellular component: plasma membrane. Gene Ontology annotation, molecular function: chloride channel activity. The record is from RefSeq and is a predicted model, not a curated record.